AUGCAUCGGUCUUCAGCUGAAUCUAGACAAGACGAUGUUCAUGUGGAACGGAUGGGUCUCGGAUGCCCCAUUCACGCCCAACGGAACGAACAUAUCCGAAUGCACCAGCUACGUUUAUCUGGUCAGGAAUUGAGCAUGAUGAACGACCUGACCUCCGAGCUGGGCAGGAGGAGACGAGCGGCUUGGGGAGCGUAUAAGAGCAUCGAGGAUGUAGUGAAGAAGACCAGGAACACCUGGUCCCGUGCUCACCUCUUCAACACCACCGUACUUCCUACUUUUACCUAUGCUUCGGAAACCUAG
This is a messenger RNA of Necator americanus (New World hookworm), 300 nucleotides long. RefSeq lists its product as uncharacterized. The record is from RefSeq and is a predicted model, not a curated record. Lineage: Eukaryota; Metazoa; Nematoda; Chromadorea; Rhabditida; Ancylostomatidae. Bases 1 to 300 code for a protein of 99 amino acids. The transcript has a single exon.